GUGCGACUCUAUUCUCUAAAGGUGGCAACCUUGGCUGUCAAAUAUAAUCUAGUAAGCAAUUUUCUAUCAGAACAGUGAAUGUCGAAUCGAGGCGAUUGAGAAAAUAAAAUGAAUUCCCAGUUCAGCCGAAAAGCCAAAUCAGAGCCAACCAAAACACCUACAGCUAUAAAACAGAAGCCGUCGACCAAACUGGCAGGCCCGAAACCGAGAUCCGCGACGGUGGUGCUGAAGCGCCGUAAUCGCCGUCGCCGAAAUAACGAAGCAGCCAGUGGAUUUGGAGGAGGAAAAGGAGAAGGAGGAGGUGGUGGUGGUGGUGGUGGUGGUAACAAGGACAGUGAGUCCUUCCAGUUUGUUCCGGUGCGGCAUAAACCCUUGGGCGAGUACCUGGCUCUUGAGGAACAACCUGCUCCCAGUCGCCCAACUGCGUCCCCUUCCUAUUCGCCGCUCGAUACACCGCCCAUGAGCUAUGCCGCUGCCGUUGAAUCGCUCCCAGAGUCCAGGCUCAAGAUCAAGGUGGAAUUAUCUCCACGUCUCAAACUGGUCAACAAUCAUCUCCCGGUCAAGCGGCAAAGCCCCAAAAACUCACCCGACAACAAGUUCAAAACAAUCAAGCCGCCGCAGUCCAAGCCAAACAUUGCCCAGGUGAAUCCAAAGCAGAAAGUGACCCAGGCUACUCCCCAGCCUCGUGUGACCCAGGUGAAUUCCAAGCCGAUCAGCUCGCCAGCAGCAGUUGGCAGUAGGAAAUCCAGGGCUAAGAGAUCCAAGAUGGCCAAGCAACAGAAACGAGCAGAGGAUGCCAUUAAAGCGGUUCAGGUUCCACAGACGGCUCCUAAACUUCUAGAUUCCUCGCCAGAGUUAUCCGAAGCCUUCAUCUAUUUGAAUCACCACCACGAGCGGAUGCAGCGCAUCCUGGCCCAACAGACUGCUGAACAGAAACUUCGUCUUAACAGUGGCCAAGUGAAACCCUGUAAACUCGAUGCCCAGCACUCGACACUUCGAUCCCUCUUCGACUUCGAUGAGCGGCUUUUCAAACGCGGCAAUCUGGAGGCCGCUGCUCUGUUGGCCCAAAACAAGGCCAUGCUACGCCAGUGGCUAAACCCUAGCUUUUUGAUCUCCUAGGCAGCCCCCUCUAAGCCCUUACAAAUGCAAAUUUAUCAGUUAGUUUUAUGUGUUUCAAGGAAUUUUGUUGAAUCAAAAUUCAAAUCAAAAUUUCUAGGAAAAUCUCUUUAGCUCACUGGCAGCUUAUGAAUAUGAAAUAUAUUGUUGGGUAUUCGCAAAUAAAAAGUUCUUUAAUAUAAAAAUCUGGUACUGUCAAUAGUAAAUAAUAAAUAA
Drosophila gunungcola (fruit fly) is the source of this 1332-nucleotide messenger RNA. RefSeq lists its product as uncharacterized. The coding region runs from base 109 to 1119 and encodes 336 amino acids. The record is from RefSeq and is a predicted model, not a curated record. The transcript has 2 exons. Lineage: Eukaryota; Metazoa; Arthropoda; Insecta; Diptera; Drosophilidae.